AUGGAUAUAGAUCGUGAUCUCCAAACUUCUGAAGAGUAUUCUGAGGACCAAAUUUCUCAGUCUAUUAUAAAUGAUGAGGACAACGAUGAGGAGAAUGACGAAAGCGAUGAAGAAGAAGUCGACGUCGUAGUUAAACCACCAUCAAAUAAAGAGGCUCUGGAGGCUUUAGAAGUGAUAAGGAGAGCUGUCCAUCACCGUGGUAAUAAUUUUAAUAUACAAUACGAAUACGAACAGUAUAUUUUCGGAAUAUUAGAAGAAAAUAAAAAACAAACUAAAAUUACAAAUUUUUUUCAAAAAUAG
This is a messenger RNA of Macrosiphum euphorbiae (potato aphid), 300 nucleotides long. NCBI's taxonomy places the organism in Eukaryota, Metazoa, Arthropoda, Insecta, Hemiptera, Aphididae. The record is from the annotation of a GenBank genome assembly.